AUGGAGGAUGUGCUACAGGACUGUGCUGCCAGCAGCCUGUCCAGAGCAGAGUUCUGCAUGCUGCCUGAGCAGGAGAGGGAGCCCUCAGGGACACAGGCUGGGGACCCUGACAAUGGCAGCGAAGGGAAAGCCACAAAGAGCCGCUCGUCCCGCUCCUCACGGGCUGGGCUGCUCUUCCCAGUGAGCCGCGUUGAGAGGCAGCUGCGCAGCAGCCGCUUUGCCAAGCGCCUCAGGGCCGAGGCCCCUGUCUAUCUGACUGCAGUGCUGCAGUGCGUGACAGAGGAGGCCGUGGCUGUGGCUGGCAGGAUCGCCAAGGACCGCAACCAGAGCUGCAUUUCUGCGCUGCACUUGCACACGGCGCUGUACAAGAGCUCUGUGCUGAAGCAGCUGCGCUGCAGGAACAGACCCUCGCACCACGCAAGGGCUGGCCAAGAAAGGCAGCGCCGGGCCUUGGCCUCCAGAAAGAAGGCGACCAAGCGGAAGCAGGUGACCAAGAGCCAGAAGAGACAGCACAGGCUGAGGGCUGCACCUGCCCGCUCCAGGGCUGCUGCCAAGUGA
Messenger RNA from Colius striatus (speckled mousebird), 558 nucleotides. RefSeq lists its product as uncharacterized. The transcript has a single exon. Gene Ontology annotation, cellular component: nucleosome. The record is from RefSeq and is a predicted model, not a curated record. Gene Ontology annotation, molecular function: protein heterodimerization activity; DNA binding; structural constituent of chromatin. Bases 1 to 558 code for a protein of 185 amino acids. NCBI's taxonomy places the organism in Eukaryota, Metazoa, Chordata, Aves, Coliiformes, Coliidae.